ACCUCUCCUUUAAUUACACAUGUGAUAAUUACGCAGAGUCCAUUAAAAUAUGUUUUUUUCAGGGAUUUCGUAGCGGUAUGCAGCAAGAGACCUUUGUUGGUAAAGAUGCUAUUAGCCGUCAAGGAAUUCUCACACUAAACUACCCUGUCAGUCACGGCAUAGCUACAAACUGGGAAGACAUGGAGGUGAUAUGGCGUCACACUUUCGAUAACGAGCUCCACGUUGCUCCCGAAGAACAUCCCGUGCUCUUGACAGAGGCUUCCCUCAGCCCCGGGGUUAACCGAGAAACUAUGGCCCAGAUUAUGUUUGAAACCUUCAACGUCCCAUCAAUGUAUUUGGCCAAUCAAGCUGCUCUGUCGUUGCACGCUUCUGGUCGUACUACAGGCUUAGUGGUCGACUCAGGGGCCGGUGUGACCGAUACUGUCCCUAUCGUUGAUGGUAGAGUUGUUGCUGCUGGCGCCAGCAGGGUUGAUAUCGCUGGUAUUGAUGUCAGUGACCUCUUGAUGAAGUUACUUAAAGAACGGGGUCAAUCCUUCGAGCGAAUGAUCAUGGAAGAAAUCAAGAAAAGCCAGUUGUACGUGGCCCUCAACUAUGAGCAGGAACUGGCAUCUUCCACCACUUUGAAGGGGAGCUACGAACUUCCGGACGGGGAAUUAAUCACGGUGGAUAAAGAGAGGAUCCGUUGUCCAGAGGUUCACUUCAAGCCAUCAUUUAUUGGUAGUGUCCAGCCGGGCAUCCAUACGGCAACAUACAAUUCAAUCAUGAAGUGUGACGCUGGCAUCCGCAAAGAUUUAUAUGCCAACGUCGUUCUCUCGGGUGGCAGCACCAUGUUCCCUGGUAUGGCUGACAGGAUGAGGAAGGAACUGACAGCCCUUGCUCCAUCAGCGACCACUAUAAAUAUCAUAGCUCCUCCAGAGAGGGAAUACUCCACCUGGCUAGGGGGUGCCAUGCUCGCCUCCAAGUCCAACUUCAAAGAUGUGAGCAUUAGCAGGCAGGAAUACUUUGAGACGGGCCGAUCCAUUGUGCACACAAAGUUUUGAGGCCCAAGUCUGCUCAAAAAGUAGUGUCCCAAGUUGAAUUAAAGCAAGUAAUACCGAAUGCAGUGGUAUCAAUGUAACUCAUGUACAUUAACUGCUUAGGGACACGAUAUGUACUUUUUCGUCUUAUGUUACCCUCUGAAUUUAACUGGAAAGUUGUAUUUACUCGGAGCCUUUCAUGUACACCCGCAUAUCUGCAUACUGUAAAUGUUGUUCCAAUAAAAUAGUCUGCCUUGA
This is a messenger RNA of Haliotis rubra (blacklip abalone), 1274 nucleotides long. RefSeq names its product actin-1-like. The transcript has a single exon. Lineage: Eukaryota; Metazoa; Mollusca; Gastropoda; Lepetellida; Haliotidae. The record is from RefSeq and is a predicted model, not a curated record. The coding region runs from base 78 to 1040 and encodes 320 amino acids.